Messenger RNA from Chinchilla lanigera (long-tailed chinchilla), 1998 nucleotides. RefSeq names its product G protein-coupled receptor 143 (gene Gpr143). Gene Ontology annotation, cellular component: melanosome membrane; plasma membrane. Gene Ontology annotation, biological process: regulation of calcium-mediated signaling; G protein-coupled receptor signaling pathway; melanosome organization. Lineage: Eukaryota; Metazoa; Chordata; Mammalia; Rodentia; Chinchillidae. Bases 760 to 1911 code for a protein of 383 amino acids. The record is from RefSeq and is a predicted model, not a curated record. Gene Ontology annotation, molecular function: L-DOPA receptor activity; L-DOPA binding; L-tyrosine binding. The transcript is spliced from 12 exons.
GAAGCUGCGGGGCGGGGCGGGCGCGCGGUGGCGGCCGCUAGGAGGCCCCGUGCCUUCCGUCUUGCGGCGCGCCGACGCUCGCCUUUGUCCCCGUGAGGCGCGAGAGGCGGCGGCCCCCAGGUGAGGGCGGAAGCGCUGCGGAGGGGGCCCGGCUUGACCCCAUCCCGGGAGCCUUGGAUUGCCGGGCAGAGCUCCCUCCACGCGCACCUGCGCUAGCCUGGCACGGCCCAGCCCGCUGCCUGGGAGGCGGGGACGCGGGGCCCGUCCCAAAGCACUGUCCCUGCGAGGGCUGCCCUAAAAACGUGGGCCGGUAGGGACGCUCGACCUGUUCGUGUGAGGGCCUCCGCACCCUCCCCCACAUUCCCAGCCGUGUCUCCAGCCCGCGUCUUGAAUGGCACCUGGUCGGCUGUCCCUGUUGUCACUGGGCUGGAAACCUGUCUUUCUUUCGGACCUUGCUCUUCCUUUUCAUAGAACUGUACCAGGAAGUCUCCGUGUCUGGCCCACAAAGGCGGCUUGCAGUUGAUGAAAGCGUUCUGGACUGGUCCAGUGUGUCAUUCAACCAACUGAACUGAGUCCAAACCCGCGGGCACCUGUCCCGGUCGAGGGUACUGCCCCAAGUAACUGCAGAGCUUCCGGUCUUCAGAAUGCCUGUAAUUAGAGGUCUCACUAUGCAAUUCAGGCUAGCCUUAAACUCACUAUGUAGCCCAGGCUGACCUCAAACUCGGGAGAUCCUCCUGCCUCAGCCUCCGGAGCGCUGGGAUGACUGCCACACCUGGCCGACAUGCUUACCCCUCCUGGAAGCAGGCAUCAGGCUCACUAGCAGCCUGGCUUACGGGUCUCCAUCCACGUACCUCUGGAGGGGUGCUCCAAGGACGUCCGUCGGGCAUGGACAAGGGAGCCCCUAACUCAAAACAUCCACGGCAUCACUUCACAUUGGAACAAACUUACUUAGCAGGGCUCGUUAUCCGGUCUGCCGUGUGGCUCGCCUUCCCGGAUUUUGUUGAACACAUCUCCACGGGGAACAGGACAGACGUGUGGCCUGCUGCUUUCUGCGUGGGGAGUGCGAUGUGGAUCCAGCUGCUGUACAGUGCCUGCUUCUGGUGGCUCUUCUGCUACGCGCUGGACGCCUACCUGGUGAUCCGCAGGUCUGCAGGACAGAGCACCAUCCUGCUCUACCACCUCAUGGCCUGGGGCCUGGCCGUGCUGCUCUGUGCCGAGGGAGCCGCUAUGCUCUACUACCCCUCCGUGUCCAGGUGUGAGAGGGGCCUGGACCACGCCAUCCCGCACUAUGUGACCACGUACCUGCCGCUGCUGCUGGUCCUGGUGGCCAACCCGAUGCUCUUCCACAAGACUGUGGCUGCAGUGGCAUCCUUGCUGAAAGGCAGAAAAGGCAUUUACACGGAGAACGAGAGGCGGAUCGAAGCCGUGAUCAAGACCCGAUUUUUCAAAAUAAUGCUGGUUUUAGUUGCUUGUUGGUUGCCCAACAUUAUCAAUGAAAGCCUUCUAUUCUACCUUGAGAUGCAACCGGAUAUGGACAGAGACUCUCUGAGAAGCGUCAGAACUGCAGCCAAGACCACGUGGUUUAUUAUGGGGAUACUGAACCCAGCGCAAGGAUUUCUCCUAUCCCUGGCCUUCUAUGGCUGGACAGGGUGCAGCCUGGACUUUCAGUCUCCUAAGAUGCUGAUCCAGUGGGAAUCCAUGACGACCUCAGCUGCUGAGGGGACCUGCCACCCGCCCGAGGGCUCCUGUGUGCCCGGGAAGGUGGCGCCUGUCAGGGAACACACUUCGGACGAGGCCCUGAGUAUGCUGUCUGGAGGUUCUGAUGCCAGCACCAUUGAAAUCCACACUGCAAGUGGGUCCCACAGUGGAAAUGCCUUGGAUGCUGUCCCCCAAGCUCAGGGAGACCUGUGAGUGGCUCUUCUGAAGCUGGGUGUAACAUUCAGUGGAAGAUCCACCUUCUUGGAAAAGGAGUUAAAUAAAGUCAUCGUGGUUGCUGCA